Molecule: messenger RNA, 924 nt
Organism: Dentiscutata heterogama
Lineage: Eukaryota; Fungi; Glomeromycota; Glomeromycetes; Diversisporales; Gigasporaceae
Source: the annotation of a GenBank genome assembly
GACAUGAAAUUACAGCAGCAAUAGGUCAACGAUUUCUUUCGCCAAAAGUUUAUAAGAAAGUCCUUGAAUUACUUCCAAAAGAAGCUCAUGGAAAUUUAUCAUUUAUUGCAGCAUGGGCGGAUCAAGUUAAAUAUACACCAGAGUACAACUUUACAGCACCAAUGCACUAUUUUGAUACAUCACCACUAACAGAUAAUCCACCAUCUUAUUGCUCUGUCGAUUGGGUUCCAGGAAAAGUUGAAUUUGAUGUGAUUACUGCAAUUCAUAAUUAUUCAAAUAGACUUGAUCCAAACUCAGAUCUCAGCUUUUUGUCAAGAGCUGAAGCAUUAAAAUUUCUAGUUCAUUUUAUCGGAGAUUUACAUCAACCUUUGCAUAUUACAAGUAAAGAUAAAGGUGGAAACGGUAUACCAGUUACAUUUGAAGGACACAAUACGAAUUUACACUCCAUAUGGGACACGUCUAUUAUUUAUAAACGAAUUCGUGAAUUUAAUGAAAAUUCUACUUUUGACCAUAAUUUACCCAAGAAUGAUAAUCGGUUUAACUCUUCUGCUCCCUUAUCCGAAGGCCCAUCUUAUGACCUAUAUUUAAAUUACAUAGUUGGUUUAAUGAGAACAACAUGGCGCAAUGAACUUUCAUCAUGGACUAUCUGUAAUGAAGAUUUAAAACUAUCAAAUGAGUGUCCCUCAUCUAGUCCUAAUAAAUUCCAUUUUUCUUCUGCAAAUGAAUCUUCUAAUCAUUUUCUCAUAUCAAUAAAUCAAGAAAUUUCAUUCAGUGCAACUUGUCCAGAAUAUUGGGUUAUAGCCAUAAAUAAAUUAAAUUGUCAAGUAGUUUUUAAAUAUGAUCCUGAAUCAGAUUUGAGCACUGGUGAAUAUUAUGAGAGAAUUGUUAAUGAGAAAAUUAUUGAGAAAUUAUUAGCUGUUGCUG